Dicentrarchus labrax (European seabass) is the source of this 2462-nucleotide messenger RNA. Its product is annotated as N-acetylaspartate synthetase-like. Gene Ontology annotation, cellular component: mitochondrial membrane. Bases 128 to 898 code for a protein of 256 amino acids. Gene Ontology annotation, molecular function: L-aspartate N-acetyltransferase activity. The record is from RefSeq and is a predicted model, not a curated record. The transcript has 3 exons. NCBI's taxonomy places the organism in Eukaryota, Metazoa, Chordata, Actinopteri, Moronidae.
UACUAUCUCAAAGCAGAGAUGGAAUAGAUAAACAUUGCAAGCAUUGUUGCUGAAAGAAGUCGUCAGCAUUUGGACCUCAGCUAGCUCUAUACUUGCAUCCGAAUCCCUUAUUUUUUUAAAGUUUGAUAUGGAGGAAAAUGCACUUAAGGAUGUCCAAAAACAAGGACUAAAAGCUCAAAAUGAACUUCCAACUAUAGUUGUGCGUGAGUUUGAGCCGGCGGACAAACCGGAGGUCCAGCAGAUCUUUUAUGAAGGGCUGAUAGAGAUGGUACCAGACACUGCCUUCAGAGGCUUGAGACACCACCCUGAGAGUCUCCUGCUCUAUACUGCUAUGACUGUUAUAUGUUUUGUCAUCACCAUGUGUUGGUGGGUGAUAGGACUCCUCCCUGCAAUUGUGCUGUGUGGGCGCUACUUCUACAGCAGACGUGUGAUCCAUGGUUAUCUGGAGCGCGCCUUGAGCCAAGACAUGGGAGACAUUGAAGGCUUUUAUAUGAAACCAUCAGACUCCUGUUUGUGGGUAGCAGUGCUGGAAGGCAAAGUGGUGGGUGUCGUAGCAGCAGUCGGCCAGCAGAAGUCGGGAGGUGCUGUUGAGUUGAAGCGGAUGUCUGUGGACCGGAGCCGUCGGCGGUAUGGAGUUGGCGUGGCACUGGGACGAAAGGUUCUGGAGUUUGCAGUCACUCACAGAUACUCCUUUGUUGUCCUGGGAACCACAGCAUAUACACACGCUGCCCACAAGCUCUACCAGCGUCUGGGCUUCCGCUGUGUGGGGGUCACCAACGGGUAUGUCACACCUGGUGCGACAUCGUCCUUACUAGAAGGAAUUUUCUACAGGGUCCGCCAUCAUCACUACAGCCUCCAUGUGCAAAAUGGCAAGAUCACUUCAAAUGGACAACACUGACUGUAGUGGCAGUGCAGACGACUAAAGUGAGGUGAAUUUUCAAGACGGUCUGCACCAGAAAAAUUACAGUCUUGUUGUAUGUUUGAAUGCUUAUGUUUUCCUGUCAUGCAAAACCCUGAUGCCUGACCUUUGUCAAAGACAGAGUAGAGUGUUGUUAUCCCACCACUAUAUACACAAUAGUGUGUAUGUGUAGGGCCAGCUUUGGCGCAGAGGCAGAGCGGGUUGUCCCCUAAUUGGAAGGUUGUUGGCUGAUCCCCAGCUCCUGGUGCCACAUGUUGAAGUAUCCUUGAGCAAGAUACUGAACCCCGAAUUGCUCCCGAUACCGUGUGUGAAUGUGUAUGAAUGAGUUAGUUUCUGUUCGAUGGGCUGUGUGAAUGUGUGUGAAAGGGUGAGUGUGGCACGUAGUGUAAGAGCGCUUUGAGUGGUCGGAAGACUAGAAAGGCGCUAUACAAGUACAGGUCCAUUUACAAUAAAUAUACAGAUGUCUAUGGUGCUAUUAAGGUUGAUGUGUAUGAUUGGCCCUGGUGCUGUAUGUGCUUUUGUUUGUCUGGUUAUGUUAGUUUUUAUUUCUGUCUGCUGUAGUUUUUCUUCAAAUUGACCUCAAUGAGAUUGUUGGAAACUGUUUGGAAAAGGGACUUUAUUUUUGAACCAUCUGUCACCACCUGGCAAACUUCAACCAAUCAGAUCAACAAACUAUCAUACAGUCGAACUCUUACUCCUGAUAUAACUGAUGUUAGCAGCAUCUGUGCUAACGUCCUUGGCAGCCGCCAUUGUUGUUUAUCUCACGUAGCGGUGCCCAGCUCAUAUUCAUAAUUCCCUGCAGGCAUUCUAAUUAAAGCUUUAACUCUUUUUAUUUUAUUAUUCAGUGUAACAUUCAAAUGAACAUUUUUUAUCUGUGAGUCAACAACAAUGCUUUCUGUGUACUCUAAGGAGUGGUCAUUUGUGUGCGUUCUUUUUGAGAUAUCAGCCGAUCUUGAAAAUACAACUGCUCAGACAAGAUAAUAGGACAGAAGCUGAUCCCAGCUCUGUCAAGACUCACUUCCUCUUAGCUUCACUCCAGCUUACUCAGUGGUAAGACUAUUUUCUGGUUUUAGUCAAGAUGCUGCAUUUCAAACCAUUUGAAGAUUUUUGCUGUCAUUUUGCUGCCAGCCUUAUCUGUCUAUACUGAGUUUGCCUUUGAUAAAUACAGUACAAUAAAAUACAUAUACAGAAACACAGAUACAGAAAUUGAAACUGCAGUGAGAAGGUGUAUAUGGUGCUGGAAUAAUGUCGACACUUUUCACUGCUUUCUGCUGGGAACUGCUUGUGGAAAAAAUAGGCAUUGACUCAAGGGCAGUGUGGCUGCUUUAAUCUGUUAAUAUGGGCGCUGAAAUAAAAAGCAAGACGUCCCAUUACGCACACGUGCUGCUCAGACUAAACAAAAACAUUACAAUCGAACAAAUGAAACAAGUCUGGAUAAGUUAUUGAAUUGUUGACAAGCUAGGCCCCCAUUAGAGUUUGUGAAAUGUUAGCUCCAGUUUGCAUUGUUCAGAUGAAAUAUGAAAAAAUAAAACUAAUUUUGUUA